Eremothecium sinecaudum is the source of this 849-nucleotide messenger RNA. RefSeq names its product Mtc2p (gene MTC2). The coding region runs from base 1 to 849 and encodes 282 amino acids. Lineage: Eukaryota; Fungi; Ascomycota; Saccharomycetes; Saccharomycetales; Saccharomycetaceae. The transcript has a single exon. The record is from RefSeq and is a predicted model, not a curated record.
AUGACGGAUCCACAGUUUGGCAGGGAGCUGCCGCUUUUUGAAGCUGGUUUUGAAGCGUGCUCCGUUCUACACAGAAAUUUUAUAUGCUUUACCGAUAAACAUGAGCGAAUACUAAUGGUUCUAGAUCCGGGCCUUCACGCCAAGACAGCGGUUGUGGAACAUUAUGAUGAAAUAGUGAAACAGCCAACUCAAGUAGAAAAAUACAGGUCUUUCAGCAUAAUUGUACUUGCACGUCUGGAUGAAGUCUCGCAAAUGCAACAAGGAAGGGUAGCAAAAUGGUUGCUUCAAUUAGCAAGAAAUCAUUCAGAUUUAGUUUGCAUUGGUACUAUUAAACGAGCUGCUGGAUUAUCAGGCUUUUUGAAGUCUUGUUUUUGGUUUGCUACACAAGGACCACAAGGUGAUAUAGUCGGCAAUAAGAUCACCGGCAAGAGCCCCAAUAAUGUUAGCGUACAUGUAGCAUUAAAACGUUACAUUCUAGAUAUCAUAAUCCACAUUAGGAUGCAUCGAUUAGUCGUUACUGCAAAGGGCGGUGGCGCUGGAAUGAAUUCUUUACAGGAUAUUAUCGACCUAAGUCAAUGGAUGGUUGCUAAAAAUGCCUCUUCUAGAAAACAGUUUGUUACUCCAGAUGUUAUACAGCAAGCUAGUGUGUGGUAUUUUCCGUUACACAUGGAGCUGUUGAAGGAGCCUUUUCAUGAUAGUUCUGUCUUGUACGCAAGUGACGUGAAACUCGUUGAAGAGUUGAUCAACCAAUUGAAAAAGCUUGCCUUGAGAGUUGGUAGGGAUAAUCCACUAAUGCUUGAAAUUAUAGUUGUUAAGGAUGUACUGUCUAAAGUAGUACCAGCUAUAUGA